AUGGCGACGACUCCAGUUGGCCGCACUCUGUACAAGAAAAAAGACGGCAUCCUGACAAUCACCCCCGAUCUUCAAACGGUGACAUGGACACCCAACUCUGGUGGUCCUCCCACCGUGUCGCUGCCCGUGCCCAAGAUAACCAACUUGCAGCAGACGCCUGAUGGGGCUCCCAAGGUGAUGCUGAAAAUAUUUGAGCAAAAUCCCAGCGGCGGUGAUGCUAUAACAUAUCUCUUUCAUUUUAACACCGACGAGGCCAAAAAAGAAGCAACUUCUUUCAAAGAUGUUCUCUCUCGAUUGCUGUCAGAAGUCCGAAGCGGAGACCCGAAUGUGCCACGCCCGGCUGGUUCCUCUACGCCACAAGGGGCCUCUGGUACUGGCGGCAGUGCCUCAGCAACAAUGACAUUUGCGAAUGCCGUCAACACACAGCAGUCCUCGACUCGGUGGUUCGAUGACCAGCAUCUGAAGAAUGACAUUGAGCUGCAGCGGUCCCUCAUGAAAAAGGACCUUGGCCUCAAUGAAACUUACAUGGAUGCACUUUCUACCAAGCCGGAAUCGAUCUCAGUCGCCGCAUUCAACUCACAAUUCUGGUCCACGAGGACAAACUUGCUGCGAGCACACGCCAUCGAGUCAAAUCAAAAGAAAGGCCCUUAUAAUGUCCUCUCAACAGUCAAACCGCGAACAGUGGAUGGUGAGAUGAAACUGAAUAUCAGCGUCGAGCAGGUCCAGAUGAUAUUUGCUCAGCAUCCGCUCGUAAAGCGCAUAUACAAUGAAAACGUACCAAAGCUAUCCGAAGCCGACUUUUGGUCCAGGUUCUUCCUGAGUCGACUGUCAAAGAAGCUACGAGGAGAGCGUUUCACCGAUAAUGACACAAACGACGCCAUAUUUGACAAAUACGACGUCAACGAGAAUUUGCAAAAUGUCCAAAGCAAAAUUAUGUCGCAGCAAGUUCCUCACAUCAUUGACAUUGAGGCAAACGAAGAGAAUCAGGGAGGAUUCAAAAGCGGUAACGCCAAGGACGUCGAAAUGCGACCUAGAGCGAAUAUUCCCAUUGUACAGACCCUGAACAGUCUCAGUGAGAAGAUCAUGGCAAAUGUCGCGCCGUCAGAUACUCCAGAUGAUGACAGGGCCGAAUACUACAGGGAACUGGCGCUGCGGGAUCUGCGCGGCGAUGCUCAGGAGCAUCGCAUCAUGCUGAAUGUCAAAGAGCAGAACAAAUUCUUUUCAAAGCACGAUUCAUCGCCAUCCAGCAACGUCAAAAUCUUUGCGAAGCAGAAUCCUGCCACCGUCUUGCUGAAAAUGCAAGGCGUGUUCAAAGGCGUGGCUAUUGACACCAACGCCGGCAUGGACCUGCAGGCCGCCAUCAGCUUUGACGAUGGCAGCGACAGUGAAGAAGAGGAAACCUCGAAGAAAAACCAGAGCAGCUCGCGCCGCGCCAUCAUUGGUGCCGAAAAGGACGUGCUGAGCGGCAUUCUCCAGCAGCGCUCGCAAAAGUACGGCCACGCCUCGGACGCGUCGACGCCCAUGGGACUGCCCGCCCAGAUUGUCGAGCGGUGCACGCUGACGCACGCCACCACGGUGGAGUUCCUGCACCAAUUCUGGGGCGCGUUCCUCUCGGGCGAUCCCGACCGCGCCGGCGAGCUGCAGUACCUCGCCGAGUCGCUGAAGCGUUCGACGAGCCGCAUCCAGGUCGUUGCCGACGACGCCGGCAAGGAGCGCGACGAAACCAUCCGCAAGACCAAGCAGGAGAUUCGUGACCACUUUGAGAAGACGGGCAAGAAGAUUCGGUGGAAGUCGGACAUGGUGGGCGGCGGCCACGAUGCCGUCAUCAAGAUGAUGCAGCCCACACUCGACGCCCUCGAGAGGGCCCAGGCUGAUUACUCGCGAGCGCUAGCUGCAGAGGGCGUGCAGCUAUCUACCGAGACAUGA
Akanthomyces muscarius is the source of this 1926-nucleotide messenger RNA. RefSeq lists its product as uncharacterized. The record is from RefSeq and is a predicted model, not a curated record. Bases 1 to 1926 code for a protein of 641 amino acids. The transcript has 2 exons. Gene Ontology annotation, biological process: transcription by RNA polymerase II; transcription by RNA polymerase I; nucleotide-excision repair. Gene Ontology annotation, cellular component: transcription factor TFIIH holo complex; transcription factor TFIIH core complex. NCBI's taxonomy places the organism in Eukaryota, Fungi, Ascomycota, Sordariomycetes, Hypocreales, Cordycipitaceae.